CUAAUUUUUCAACCAAUUUCCAAUUUUUCUUCGCGAUUGAUCUUUCUCCCAGAAGGAUCGGCAGCCAUCGAAGACCUUAGAGAGCAGUAGCAAUGUCGUCGUCGGCGAUUUCUCAGCUCUCUUGCUUCUCUUCCGUAACUCGCCGUGCACAGCUCCGCUCCCGAUUCUCUCCUUCCCCUGCUCUUCGCCCCAAGGUUUUUAUGAGUAAUGAUGGGCGAGGCACAGAUGUAUCCAGUGUAGAGGAUAAGUCUGCUCUAAGCUAUACUACGGAUCCAUUAAAACCACACGGUGGAAGACCAGAAAACCCACUUUCAGCUUCAGAAGAAUCUGUAAAUGGAAAAAAUUCAAGUGAUCCAUUACAAGGAACAAAUGACCUGGCAGGAGAAAAUAUCACCUAUCAACCUAAAAGGGCUGCAAAAAUUCAUGAUUUCUGUUUUGGAAUUCCCUUUGGCACUUUUGUUCUAAGUGGGGGACUGGUUGGUUUUAUUUUCUCAAGAAAUAUUACUACCCUAGGUAACGGUGUGCUAUUUGGAGGUGCUUUGCUGGCUCUCAGCACUGUUAGCUUGAAGGUGUGGAGACAAGGAAAAUCUAGCUUGCCAUUUAUACUAGGCCAAGCAGUACUCGCUGGCUUUCUUCUAUGGAAGAAUGUGCAGACCUAUUCAUUGACUAAGAAAGUGUUUCCAACUGGCCUUUAUGCUGCCAUAAGUGCUGCAAUGUUGUGCUUUUACUUCUAUGUGGUUAUAUCUGGGGGUAAUCCACCACCGAAGAAAAUGAAGUCAUCUGCUGUAGCUGCAUCAUAGCGGUUCCAAUCUCAGAUUCAAUCUUCAGAGAAAUUUCUCUAUGUUGAUGUUAUCCAGGAUUGGGUUGCUGGAGACCAAGACAAUAGUAAUAUUAUUUUGCACACGCUACAUGUGAACGAGGAAAAAGAUGAGGAAAUUUUUUGUUGGCUAUGAACUAUUUUGUGCUUAGUUGAUCUAAUUGUUUAAUAUUCAGACUUUUAUUAUGUAAUCUAUGUAUGGAUAAAUCAAAUUACUUAUCAUUGAAAUUGUAACUACUUUGUUCUUAUGCUGAAUCCAGCGGUUAUGCUCUUUUUGUUAUUA
Ipomoea triloba (trilobed morning glory) is the source of this 1100-nucleotide messenger RNA. RefSeq names its product protein FATTY ACID EXPORT 1, chloroplastic. The transcript is spliced from 6 exons. Gene Ontology annotation, cellular component: membrane. NCBI's taxonomy places the organism in Eukaryota, Viridiplantae, Streptophyta, Magnoliopsida, Solanales, Convolvulaceae. The record is from RefSeq and is a predicted model, not a curated record. Bases 93 to 800 code for a protein of 235 amino acids.